AUGGCGUCUUCAUACCCUAACUUUCAGAGUCAAGGCACGUAUUCAACAGACCUUUCUCGAGCUUUUCCCAUCGUCUGUCAAAAGGCAAAAAGUGGCGUUCAAUUGUGUCAUGCAGUAGCAACUUUUGUUACGGAGCGUGCAGGAAUGGAAAAGAAUUAUGCUCAUGCAUUGCUGAAGCUUGCACAGACUGCAAAGGUUGAAGAUUGGUCAGAACAACUUACAAAGUGUUGGAAAACGUUUCGAGACGUCAUUGAGCAUUUGGCUCAAGAACGAUGGGCAUUUGCAUCGACCAUGCAGACGACUAUUAUACCUGGUGCAAAGGCCUUUGUGGCACAGCAGGAAAUUCAGGUUCAGCGACUGAUUAAAGAGGGGACCAAGAUGCGCUGGGCUCAGCAGCAAAUGUUUUCUUCGCUGGACAAAGCAAAAGAAAAGUAUAACCGCAAGUGCCAAGAAGCAAUUGAUAUGAUUGCAACGGUGCGGAGAAAUAACAACAUGCCAUCGACAGAUGCCAGCUCGUCGUCCGGUGACUCGUCAGCCUCGAAGGAACUGACGGAUAAACUGACAGCAGGUGCUGGGCACCUACUGACGAAAAUGUGGGAUACCACGUCUGCGUUUGGACGCAACCCGCUCGAACGACAACGCUCCAAGUUGUACAAUUGUCUUGAAGAGGUUAUCGCCGCAGAAAAACACUACAUUCAGACUGUGGAAUACACAAAUGUGCAGCGUCUUAUUGUUGAGCAGAAGAUUAGCGAAAAUUUGCAAGCAUUACAGCUGACGGAAGAACAGCGGCUUGCAUACAUUCGAGAUGUUCUCAUGCGAAUGCAAAACGCGUUUGUGGAUAUGUUUUCACGAUCUCAACAGUUCGUUGGGCAAAUGAAAGUAAGUGCUGACGAAGUUGAUGAAUUGGCUGAUAUUAAGAAAGGUUUUCAAAGUCUGGAAACCUUAGAGAAGAUAGGUGAUAAUCGAGCAGAUCUGUCGAUCAAUCCUUUUUAUCUUCGCAUGACGCGUAUCCAAGCGAUGUCAGAUGAUGGUCAUCGUAUGAUAGAAACUAUCAAUGCAGCUGUUGAAGCGCUUAUUACUAGUGAAAAUCGAUUUUUGCAGUCGCUGCGCAAAUUACUCCGGGCUCAUGAGAAAGGUGGUCUGUUUACGUCUUCCGAUCUCUUUAGUGCAUCAUCAUUCAACACACAUUUAAACUUCCUGGCCGAUGAAGGUGCAACGAUGACGAAUGGAUGGAUGACAGUGAAGGAUCAAAUGAAACUUCUCUUGGAAGUUCAUCAGGAAUUUAAAUCGCUACUUGCCGAGCCCGUGUCGCUUUUGCUUGACACCAUGAGAAGGGAGUACGAGAGUAUCCGAGUUUCAACACAGGAAAAGUUCUUGAAGAUGCACUCAACACUAUGCAAUGAAACAGCUGCACACAAAAGGCUUCAGCAAAAACUUGAUACGAGAUCCCAGGAUUUUGUAACGGGCUAUUCCUGUUUGCCAGGGUCAGCGCGUGUGAGCACUAAUUCCUACGGUAUUGAAGCCACGCAAGCCCUGAAUUUGCUGAAUAUCAAUACGGAUUCAUUUAACGAGAAAGAGCGGCGAUCAGAAGCCAAGCUCAGGCAGCUUGCAUUAGAAAUUCGGUUGUUGCAAACACAACUUGCCGAUAGCAUAAGCUCUAUACGACAGACUUACCAAACGUAUACACAGAAUGUCGAGGUGCUCGUUGCGACAUAUAUGGAAAACGAGAAGUAUCGACUUCAGGUGAGCAAGAACUUGCUACAAUCAUUGGCCAAAGCUAUUGAGCAUAUGCUGUGUGGUGGCGCAUCAGUUGGAAACAAGGCGCUUGUGGAAUUUGAAAAAAUUGACCCGAGCAAAGACAUUGCUGAGUUUAUUCGGAUAAACCGACAACCGGUUGAACAGAGCGAGCAAGUCGUGGCAAAGUGCCACGGCAACGACACCCUAAGUGUAGUCAUGCAGGAAUAUCUCGUGUCUCUUGGUGAAUCGUCACCGGAAAACGCAGAACAACUCCCUCGUAGUCCUACCGACAGCAUUUGUUCAUCAGCUGUCAGUAAUGGUGCCUCGUCGUUAUCUGAGAAAGUUUCUUUGCGUGCGAGUACUUCACUGACAGAAGAUGAAGAUACCACCUUGACCAAGGAGCACAUUGCAGGCGAACUUUGUGUCUCUAGCGAUAAUGAAAGGUCUAGGACGGAGCAGGACGACAAAUAUACCGAAGCGCAGCCUUUAAGGGGUUCCAACUUUCAAAAGCAGUUCAAGUUGGAUUCGCCGGAGCAAGUCGUCGAAAGUUUUUCAUGUGCUCUAUUCCUGUCUAACUUUCCGUUCCAUGGACGAUUGUAUCUGACAAAGAACCGAAUAUGCUUUUCCGGGUGGAGAGACACAAUAUUUGUUGCUUCAUUCUCAGAGAUUACAGCGAUGGAAAAGAAGAACACAGCACUGAUUGUUCCUAAUGCUAUUGAGAUCACCGUGAAAGGCGAGAAAGUGUUUUUCACUUCAUUCAUAUUUCGUGAUGAAUGCUUCUUGAGUAUCCAGCAAUUACGUUUCAUCAAGAAAGAGACUGAAGCGCUCAUGUCAGAUACAGCAAAGCAACCAGGCGAUACGAUAGACGCAACACCCGCUGAGGGUCACCGUGAUUCAUCGUUGCAUCUUUCGGAUUCGAUGGCAUCAACUGGAACACUUGUGAUUCCAGACAAAGAUGUUUUGCUCCAUGAAUUUGAUUUGCUCCUUGACGAAGAAGUCGCAUUCAGCGUUGAGACUGCUUUCUCGACAUUAUGGAUCAAGUCUGACACUUUCAUUCGUAACCUGCUUCAUGCUGCUGGCAUGACGGGCAUAUCAUUACCUCCUUGGGAAAAGAAAACGAUUUUGUAUACAGCUGUGAGCAAGUUGGACACGUUUGAUGCUUCUCGGUUGGUUUCGUAUACCCAUAACAAAAAGUACAUGGUAGGACCCAGUGUCAUUCCAACAUCUCAAACCCAACGCUAUGCGUACACACCCGGCAGUCAACUCAUUGUGAGCACAACGACGUGUAUUUCCGAUGUACCAUACUGCGACUACUUUCGCGUUGAACAUCGAUGGGUCUUCAGUGCUACAAAACAGCCACGUGUGAGCUUAUUACAGGUGGGGAUUCACGUACAAUGGUUGAAAAGCACGUGGUUAAAGAAACAGAUUGAAAGUACCGCUGUUUCCGAAGCUAAGGACGCUGUGAAAGCGUGGUUGGAUGCAGCUCUUAAUGCAACGAAGCAUAAGGUAUCAAAUGAAAGCAGUCCCGUUCAUUCCGUGGUGGCAGAUCCAUUGGUGUCGAUUGAAACACAAGACGAGAGCUCCUUGAACAAUUUCCCACCCCAUCAUGCGGAUCCAAUGAGAUUGCCAUCAACUGGACUAUUGCAUACGAAAGUUGGAUCGAUCAUUGACAUACCGGCAGAUCUUCAUUCACCUCUUCCAAAGGUUAUUAUUGUCGGUAUGCUAGUGUUCAUCUACACAAUGUAUCAAGUAUGUGCUGCACUGAAUCAAAUGCAAACAUUGGCACAAGAGUCGCUCAUUCAGCAGCGUCAACAAUAUGAAUUGCUUAAGGAAAUUUUAGAGAAACUUGGAAGCAGAUAA
This is a messenger RNA of Peronospora belbahrii, 3597 nucleotides long. The record is from the annotation of a GenBank genome assembly. NCBI's taxonomy places the organism in Eukaryota, Oomycota, Peronosporomycetes, Peronosporales, Peronosporaceae.